AUGAACGGCUUUCGAAAAACUGGCAUUGCGCCAUUUGAUCGAAAUGCCAUUUCUGAUGAAAGUAUUGCCCCAUCAUUGAUGCAGCCAAGUGACCUACAGUCACAGAAUAUUGAAUCUUCCACUGAUAAUGCCCAAGCUUCUGCUGUCAAUCGUGAAACUGCGUCACCUUCAGUUUUCUCUUUACUUUCCGUUCCUGAGGUACCACAGUCUUCUUCUUCUAGUACCCGACGAGCUAAGCGGAAUCCACAGGCCCGAUAUUUAACACCUCAAAGCACGAACAACAUGGACAGUCCUGAAGAAAACAUCGUCGCCAUAUCAUACGAAACCACAGUCGCCGUUACCAGUGAGGAGACCGUUACCUCGAUUCGUGUCCCCUCUGCUUCUCCAACUCCUGGACCUUCAACUGAAAGCAACCUACCGUACGUACGUAAACUACCAAGAGUCAAGGUAGAGAAAACACCAAAAUCAAAUAAAAGUACGAUGUGUGACUAUUGCGGUGUUCGCUACUCCCAAGAUGUGGCACUUAGGAACGGAGCUGUAUGGGUAGAGUGCAUGAGCUGCGGCAAAUGGUACCACCAAGAAUGUACUGGCACAGAGUCGCCACAGUUCCUGUGUGAUAAUUGUGAUAAAAUUGACUUUUCAGGCACUGAUGACAGUGAUUGGGCACCUGAAUAG
Messenger RNA from Parnassius mnemosyne (clouded apollo), 675 nucleotides. NCBI's taxonomy places the organism in Eukaryota, Metazoa, Arthropoda, Insecta, Lepidoptera, Papilionidae. The record is from the annotation of a GenBank genome assembly.